GACCUUUGUAUUUCUAUUUCCCUUAACGCAUAGACAAAAAAAAAAAAGCUGAGCAACACAACUCAAGUCCACACACCACAAACAAACAAAGCAAAGCAUACCCCACAAGUUGAAGGAGAGCUCGAGAACCUUUGGAGUGAACGAACCAACACCGAACAUCUCCUUCGAUUUUUUUCUUCCAUCUGCUGCUCGUUGAUAAUUCAUUGAUCAUGCCUUCUGGUGCCAAGAAGAGAAAAGCCUUGAAGAAAAAGAAGGAGCAGGAAGCCUUUGGAGUCAGUCCAAGCAACAAAGGCUUCAAUGGUCAUGGUAAUGAUGAACAUGGAAGCCAAGAUGAGGGAGAAAGUGAUGGCAAUUUGAGCUCCCCUGGCUCUCAAGGAAAUGGAGAAGUUUGGACAAGAGAUCCAUCUCCUUCUCCGUUAUCUGGUCUGAAGAAGGACAUUGUUAAAGACCAAACAGAUGUUCCUCAAGGACAAGAAGCUAAAGGUGAAGACGUUGGAAGUGGAACAUGUCACGAGGAGAAGAAUGGUGUGCACAAACCACCAUAUUCCUCUUCUGAAAAUGUUACUCACAAUACUACUAAAGAGGCUGGUGGUACUUUGGAAAUUGCACCUGCUGAUGAUUCUGUCUCAAAGGUUGUGAUUACUAACAACAAUGGACCAGCUGAAAUCUCGACAGAUUUGGGUUCUGUCCAACUAGAAGAAGCAAAGGAAGGUAAUAUUCCAGGAUCUGCGGCAGAAACAAGUAAGCCAGGAUCUUCUGAAGACAAGAGUCUUCUCCCUUCUGGUCCACCAGUUACUCGAACCUCCUGGUUGAGUUGCUGCGGUUUGUUUGAUGUGAUGGCAGGGUCAGAAAGAUAAUACAGAACAUGAGGAGGAAAUCAUUCAGCAAACAGUGGACAUCUAAAGCUACAUGGUCCGUAGAUUAUUUUAUGUACAUUCAACCAUUAAUGUCUUUUCUUAAUAAUAAUAUGAGUGUUUUGAAACAUAUACAAACAAGAAUAAAAAUGAUUUUCUAUUCAUGUCAAGGAGUUUUGGAUUCAUGAUGAGAUGUGAACAUAGUUCUGUUUUUCUUGUGUAAUAUAUAUUGUCCUUU
Molecule: messenger RNA, 1092 nt
Organism: Eruca vesicaria subsp. sativa (arugula)
Lineage: Eukaryota; Viridiplantae; Streptophyta; Magnoliopsida; Brassicales; Brassicaceae
Source: the annotation of a GenBank genome assembly